AAAAUCUUAGUGAUGAACAAAUUGUUAAUUUAGUACAAUCUGAAAAAAAAGAAGAAAAUGAAGAAAGUGAUAGCAAUGAUGAAGAGAUACUUCCAGUAUCAGUUAAAAAUGCAGUUAGUGGAGAAUCUGAAACAAUAGUUGAAUUUGAAGAGGAUCCUUUUGAUGAAACCACACCAGAUAUUGAAAUGAAAAAAGUAAUCAAUAUAAACAUUACCCAUUCUGACCAUGUUGAUUUUUCACUUGACGAUAAGUAUAGUGAUGAGAAUGAGGAAAACAAAUUUGAAAAUAAUGAUGAUGUCCAAAAUAAUUUAAAAUAUGAAUUAGAAGAUUUGAAAAAAU
Molecule: messenger RNA, 339 nt
Organism: Dentiscutata erythropus
Lineage: Eukaryota; Fungi; Glomeromycota; Glomeromycetes; Diversisporales; Gigasporaceae
Source: the annotation of a GenBank genome assembly